AUGGCGCCGGUAGGCCGAGAGGAGCGUGAAGACAACGGCGAAGCGGGAGGUACCGCCGGGAAGGAGAUCCGCGACGGUGGCACGACGGCGGACGGGCACAGUGGCAGGCCAGAAACCCUAGCACCGGCGCUUGGAGGUCCAAAUUUGGGUCCGAAAUGCGUCGGCGCGGACACGAAGCGGACGCGCCGCGCGUCCCCUCGGUGUCCGUCGCGGUCCCACAUGCCGUGCCAAGCAAAAAAUAAAAACGUGGACGUGCAGUGGCACGCCGCGGGUUGUGGAUGGUGGAGCCGUGCUCACCAAGUCGCGGAGCACGGUCGCCUACAGCUGUCCAGCGCAGAGACGCACCGCGCGCGCACACUGGACACACCGGCCUACCCCUGGUUCAGGACACUGCCACGCGGGCCCCACCGGAUCUUCUCGACCCUCACGCCGCGUGCCGCGCCGUGGCCACGGUUACAUUCAGUGCCCAGUGACGUCGUCCUCCCUCUCCGCCCAAAUCCGCACCGGCCCGUCCCACGUCGAGCGCCGCCGCAUCCCUCCUCCGGCGGCACGCACGCGGGCGGCGCCCCGUCGGCCAACUCGCAGGUGCAGGGACCCGCCGCCGCCGCCGCCAUGCAGGAAGCUCCGCUCCACCCGGCCCACCCCGUGCCCUUCGGGCCCAGGCUGCCGGGCUUCCGCGAUCGCCGCCUCUGCGCCCCCACCGGCGACGGGGUCUUCUCCUACGGCGGCUGCGCCCCCUUCGUCCCGAGCCCCAGGCCGUCCCCGCUCGGGCGCGGCAGCCCCACCUUCACCCCGAGCCCCAGGUCCUCGUCGCCCGGCACCCCCUGGUCCUCCUCCGCCUCCUCCUCCUCCGGCUCCCGCGUCGACGCGGCGGCCACGGAGCACGGCCUGCGCAUGGCCCGCCUCGCGCUGCAGUACCAGGACUUCGCCAACCGCUACCAGCUCUGCCUCUCCCACCUCGCCGACGCCGCGCGCGAGGCCGCCGCCAUCCGCCACGACAACUCCGGCCUCCGCCUCGCCAACGACGUCCUCGCCGGCCGCUUCGCCAUGCUCGCCGGCAACCAGGCCUCCGCCAUCGCGCUGCCCGACCAGCUCCGCCGCCUCCACCUUGGGCAGAUGCCUGCUCCCCCGGUGGUGCCCAUGCCCAUGCCGCGCCUCGCCUCCCCGACCGAGAAGCCCCGCCCCCUCCACCUCGGGCAGAUGCAGGCGCAGGUCGUGCCGGCUCCCCCGAUGAUGCCCAUGACGCGGCCCGCCUCCCCGGCCGAGAAGCACGCGGCGAUGCCCAAGAGCAUCUCCAUCCGCUCCAACGGCUACCUGAAGAUGGCGAGGAACGGCAAGCAUCGCGUGACGGCGCCGGUGAACGUCGGCUCGCAGCGCGUGUUCGUGGGCGUGGACAGCGCCAAGGCGGAGGAGCACCAGGGAGGCGGCGGGGAGAAGGGCGGUCAGGUCGCCACGGCUGCCGGCGGGCUGCAGUUCGAGGUGUACAGCCAGGGCAUGUUCAAGACGGAGCUGUGCAACAAGUGGGAGGAGACCGGGGCGUGCCCGUACGGCGACCAGUGCCAGUUCGCGCACGGCAUCGCCGAGCUCCGUCCCAUCAUCCGCCACCCGCGCUACAAGACCCAGGUCUGCCGCAUGGUCUUCGGCGGCGCCCUCUGCCCCUACGGCCACCGCUGCCACUUCCGCCACUCGAUCACCCCCGCCGACUACUCCCCCCUCCUCCACCCCUGAUCGCCGACGGCCACUCACUCUGCUCGCUUCACUCCCUCACUCCUCACUCCUUCCUCCCCCUUCGUAUAAACUAUAUAUAUGCCACAUUGGAAAACAAACCAAAGACACCAAAAUGGGAGACGUAAA
This is a messenger RNA of Triticum dicoccoides, 1854 nucleotides long. RefSeq names its product zinc finger CCCH domain-containing protein 39-like. Gene Ontology annotation, molecular function: mRNA binding; metal ion binding. Lineage: Eukaryota; Viridiplantae; Streptophyta; Magnoliopsida; Poales; Poaceae. Bases 1 to 1728 code for a protein of 575 amino acids. The record is from RefSeq and is a predicted model, not a curated record. The transcript is spliced from 5 exons.